UGAAUGCAGGCGCAUGUCAAUCACUGGCUCUCAUGUGAUAGCUCCUGCGGAUGACGUGCCAACCAUAUGGCAUUGGCAUCAGAGCUGGUACCCCUUUGCUUGGAGAUGCCACACUCUCCUCCUUUUGGAUAGCACACUGAAGGAGGCUGUAGCACCUUAAGGAGCAUUGCCUUACUCCCAGAAGAUGCUGCGAACAAUGAAAUAAGAAUUCCUCCAGUUAGCUUUGAAGCCAUCAUGUUGACGAGACUGUUCAGCGAGCCCAGCUUGAUCCCCGAGGUGCAGAAAUUCUCCAGCUGGGCCGACGACUGCGAAGACGAUGAGAGGCCCGAGAAAGAGGAGCGCAAAGGUAAAAGCUGCCCCCUCCAGGAGGAGCAGACGGAGGGGUCCCUGGGCGAAAACAAAGAGGAAGGCGACAUAGGAGGCGACGAGGAGGAGGAGGAAGAGGAAGAGGAAGGCCUGGAGGAGGCCGAAGGCGAUCGGCCCAAGAAACGCGGGCCUAAAAAGCGCAAGAUGACCAAGGCCAGGCUGGAGCGCUCCAAACUGCGACGCCAGAAAGCCAACGCGCGGGAGCGCAACCGCAUGCACGACCUGAACGCGGCGCUGGACAACCUGCGCAAGGUCGUGCCCUGCUACUCCAAGACUCAGAAACUGUCCAAAAUCGAGACGCUCCGGCUGGCUAAGAACUACAUCUGGGCUCUCUCCGAGAUCCUGCGCUCGGGCAAGCGGCCCGACCUGGUCUCCUACGUGCAGACUUUGUGCAAAGGCUUGUCCCAACCCACCACCAACUUGGUGGCCGGCUGCCUCCAGCUCAACUCGCGGAAUUUUCUCACGGAGCAGGGCCAGGAGGCCGGGAGGUACCACGGGCCCAACUCUUCCUUUGCCAUGCACCCUUACACCUACCAGUGCUCGCGGCUGUCCGGCGCGCAGUGUCAGUCCAGCACCAUGGCCAGCUCCCAUGCCCUGAGGACACACGCGUACUGCGCCACCUAUGAGACCCUGUACGGGAACGCGUCUCCAGACUACAACAGCUCUGAGUACGACGGCCCCCUGAGCCCUCCACUGUGCAUUAAUGGCAAUUUUUCCCUCAAGCAAGACUCUUCCCCGGAUCACGAGAAAAAUUACCACUACUCUAUGCACUACUCGGCCCUCCCCAGCUCCCGCCCUUCCGGCCACAACUUGGUCUUUGGCUCCUCGGGGAUGCGCGGUGGAGUCCACUCCGAGAACAUCUUGCCUUACGAUAUGCAUCUCCACCACGAGCGAGGCCCCAUGUACGAGGAGCUCAACGCGUUUUUCCAUAAUUAACACCCCCGCCACCGUGGGCUCUGAAAUCCCCUUCCCCUCCCCCCUUCCACUGCACAUAGCACCCCCUACCCCCAGCCCACGCCCAUUCUGUUCUAGGUUUUAAAUGUUCCUUCUUCUUCUUCUUCUUCUUCUUCUCCCCCACCCCCAGAACUGUGAAAGUACGAUGUUAGGUGUCUCCCCGUAACACACACACACACACACGCGCGCACGCACGCACGCACAACCCCCCAAUCUAGACCGUGCUAAGUCUAUCUGUGAACUUGUCACCCCAUUAAUUUGUCAACCCCCGGAGAGGAUCAGAACAGAACAGUGUAUACAUGGAAGAAAAACAAAACAAAAAUUACUUUGGUGCAAUAUAUAUAUAUAUAUAAUGUAUUUUUAUGAUGAUGAUGCUGAUUAUUAAAAAAAGAAAGAAAAAAAAAGCUAGCCUUCAGGUUUCCAGUGGAUUGAAAUAUUGUUUAUUGGGGCCAGGUGGAAAGAAACUUUUAGGGCGAAAAAAUUGGAGAAUUAUCAAGCCCUACUGAUUUUGAUUCCCCCCACCUUUCCUCCCCCCCACACAGGGUGAAAGGUUUACAGUAAACCAGUCUACAGCUAUAUAUAUCUAUGGGAGAAAGGAAGCAAACUUGCUCUUCGACUGAAGGGUCUCUUUUGGCUACACAUCAAAGUAAAUUCCUAACAAUGCCAGAUCAUUUUUAUUC
Molecule: messenger RNA, 2000 nt
Organism: Gavialis gangeticus (Gharial)
Lineage: Eukaryota; Metazoa; Chordata; Crocodylia; Gavialidae
Gene: NEUROD2
Product: neuronal differentiation 2
Exons: 2
Coding region: 235-1302 (355 amino acids)
Biological process (GO): regulation of DNA-templated transcription; nervous system development
Molecular function (GO): protein dimerization activity
Source: RefSeq, a predicted model, not a curated record